Molecule: messenger RNA, 774 nt
Organism: Lithohypha guttulata
Lineage: Eukaryota; Fungi; Ascomycota; Eurotiomycetes; Chaetothyriales; Trichomeriaceae
Gene: RPS1
Product: ribosomal 40S subunit protein S1B
Exons: 3
Coding region: 1-774 (257 amino acids)
Biological process (GO): translation
Cellular component (GO): ribosome; cytosol
Molecular function (GO): structural constituent of ribosome
Source: RefSeq, a predicted model, not a curated record
AUGGCUGUCGGAAAGAACAAGAGAUUGUCGAAAGGCAAGAAAGGCCUCAAGAAGAGAACUCAGGAUCCUUUCGCCAGAAAAGAUUGGUACAACUUGAAGGCCCCAUCGACAUUCAACGUUCGAGAUGUUGGCAAAACCCUCGUAAACCGAACUACAGGUCUCAAGAACGCAAACGACGCCCUUAAAGGACGAAUCUUCGAGGUCUCCCUGGCCGAUCUCCAGAACGACGAAGACCACGCGUUCCGAAAGGUCAAGCUGCGAGUUGAUGAGGUUCAAGGCAAGAACUGCUUGACCAACUUCCACGGUCUUGACUUCACAUCCGACAAGCUGCGAUCGCUGGUCAGAAAAUGGCAAACCUUAAUCGAGGCCAACGUUACCGUCAAGACAACUGACGAUUAUCUGAUCCGACUUUUCGCCAUUGCCUUCACGAAGAGACGACCAAACCAGAUCAAGAAGACCACAUAUGCUGCCAGCUCGCAGAUCAGAGCCAUCCGAAAGAAGAUGACAGAAAUCAUCCAGCGAGAGGCCACUACAUGCACGUUGAGCCAGCUGACAGGCAAGCUUAUCCCUGAGGUUAUUGGACGAGAGAUUGAGAAGAGCACACAGGGCAUCUACCCUCUACAAAAUGUACACAUCCGAAAGGUCAAGCUGCUCAAGGCACCUAAGUUCGAUCUUGGUGCUCUCCUCAACCUGCACGGCGAGAGCGCUGCUGAUGAUUCAGGCCAGAAGCUUGACCGUGAGUUCAAGGAGCCAGCUAUUCAGGAAAGUGUAUAA